Messenger RNA from Microthlaspi erraticum, 768 nucleotides. Lineage: Eukaryota; Viridiplantae; Streptophyta; Magnoliopsida; Brassicales; Brassicaceae. The record is from the annotation of a GenBank genome assembly.
AUGAGCUACUCUCAUCAAAGCAUGGGUUCUGGUAGUAGAAGUGCGAGGGGAUAUGAGUUUGGAAGGACUUAUGUUGUGAGGCCUAAAGGAAAGCACCAAGCUACUAUUGUUUGGUUGCACGGUCUUGGAGACAAUGGCUCUAGCUCAUCUCAGCUCUUGGAGAGCCUGCCUCUUCCAAACAUAAAAUGGAUUUGCCCAACUGCUCCUUCACGUCCUGUUUCACUUUUGGGUGGAUUUCCCUGCACUGCUUGGUUCGACGUGGGAGAAAUUUCAGAGGAUCUUCAUGAUGAUAUAGAAGGCUUAGAUGCUUCUGCUGCACAUAUUGCUAAUCUCUUAUCAACUGAACCAACAGAUGUCAAAGUUGGGAUAGGAGGUUUCAGUAUGGGUGCAGCAAUAGCUCUCUACUCCACGACUUGCUACGCUCUCGGCCGUUAUGGAACUGGACAUCCUUAUACUAUCAACCUACGAGCUACUGUUGGACUCAGUGGUUGGCUUCCCGGUUGGAGGAGCUUAAGGAGCAAAAUAGAAAGUUCGAAUGAAGCUGCAAGGCGUGCUGCAUCAAUACCAGUCAUACUUGCACAUGGAACUUCGGAUGAUGUAGUUCCUUAUAGAUUUGGAGAAACAUCCGCUCAUUCACUUGCCAUGGCUGGAUUCCGACAAGUUAUGUUUAAACCGCAUGAAGGGCUUGGUCACUAUACGGUUCCCAGAGAAAUGGAUGAGGUCGUUCACUGGCUCGCUUCAAGGCUUGGUCUUGAGGGUUCUCGUUAA